AUGUCCCUUCCCGACACUACUGUGGCCGCCUGGACUGGGUCCCCUCAGUCGUUCCUCGACGACUCGUCGUCGAGUCCGUACAUGUGCUCGGACGAGCCUAUUUCAAGGUCCAACGUACUACGACAUCGCCACAAUUUCCGCCUCCAGGACGAGUCCUCCCGUCCUUUGUCCUGGCGCCCGUUUGGGUACGUCUGGUGGAUCAAGACGACCAAGGGUUUGGUUCAGGACGUCCAGCUCGGCUUCCGUAACGACACGGGCAGGUUUAUCCCCAACGUCCCGGACCACUUGGGAACCCUCCACGGUCACGGGCGGAUAGCCGCGAGCGAGGUGAUCAGGCUCGAGGCGUCGCGAGACUCGACCGUCCGCAUGCUGAAUUUCUGUAACACGCCGCUGAGCUUGUUGUCGCGCUUCUCGUGCUACGGGUCUACCUAG
Lasiosphaeria miniovina is the source of this 432-nucleotide messenger RNA. RefSeq lists its product as uncharacterized. NCBI's taxonomy places the organism in Eukaryota, Fungi, Ascomycota, Sordariomycetes, Sordariales, Lasiosphaeriaceae. The coding region runs from base 1 to 432 and encodes 143 amino acids. The record is from RefSeq and is a predicted model, not a curated record. The transcript is spliced from 3 exons.